Molecule: messenger RNA, 1653 nt
Organism: Nymphaea colorata (pocket water lily)
Lineage: Eukaryota; Viridiplantae; Streptophyta; Magnoliopsida; Nymphaeales; Nymphaeaceae
Product: S-adenosylmethionine decarboxylase proenzyme-like
Exons: 1
Coding region: 185-1372 (395 amino acids)
Biological process (GO): spermidine biosynthetic process; spermine biosynthetic process
Cellular component (GO): cytosol
Molecular function (GO): adenosylmethionine decarboxylase activity
Source: RefSeq, a predicted model, not a curated record
AAUGCAACCUCCGUCGAUAGAUUAGGUCUUUUCUUAGCUUCCAUUUCUUUGCUGAAAGUAAGAAACUUGUCUUCCUUGGCCGGAACGGAUACCCUCUUUUUUUUCCCUUCUCCCCUUCUUUCCUGGUCCUCCGCAACACCCGCUGGACAUACCUCCUCGUUCAGAACCUGCUCCCCUGCCAAAAAUGGCUGCCAUCGGCUUCGAAGGUUAUGAGAAGCGGCUUGAGAUUGUUUUCUGCAAGCCUUCCAUCUUUGCGGAUCCUGAUGGGAAGGGUCUCAGGGCCCUUUGUCGUCCUCAGAUUGAUGAAUUCCUCAGUGCAGCAGAAUGCACCAUUGUUGAUAACCUGUCCAACAGUGUGAUGGAUUCCUACGUCCUUUCCGAAUCCAGCCUUUUCAUCCACCCUUACAAGAUCAUCAUCAAGACCUGCGGGACCACCAAGCUCCUGCGUGCCAUCCCAAUCAUCUUAAGACAUGCUGGUUCUCUAUCUCUUUCACCCAUCUCUGUCAAGUACUCCCGCGGAACAUUCAUUUUCCCUGCAGCUCAGCCUUCUCCUCAUUCGAGCUUCUCAGAGGAAGUUGCAGUGCUUGACAGCCAUUUCGGCCAGCUGUUCUCCAAGCCGGGAGAGGCCUACGUGAUCGAUGGUGGAAAUCCUGCCCGGAAUUGGCACAUCUACUGGUCUUCCCUUGAUUCUGCUCCUGUCAUGCCAUUGACAAUGGAAAUGUGCAUGACCAACCUGGACACGGAAAGAGCAUCCGUGUUCUACAAAAACACCAAGAGCCCGGGAAAGACCAUGACUGAUGCCUCAGGCAUCGCCAACAUCCUCCCUGACUUUGAGAUCAACGACUUUGAGUUCGAGCCCUGCGGAUACUCCAUGAAUUCAAUCAACGGAAACGCUCUAUCCACCAUUCACGUCACUCCAGAGGAUGGCUUCAGCUAUGCUAGUUUCGAGUUUGUGGAUGUGAUCGACCCUAACAUGGCGCUGAACACAGCAGAGCUGGAGGCCAUGAUCGGGCGUGUGCUCGAUUGCUUUGGGCCGUCAGAAUUCUCCAUUGCCAUGCACUGCAGCUCCAACAGCCCAAUCUCAAAGCUGUCAAAGAGGAAUGGUUUGACAGGUUAUGCAUGCGGGAGGGUGGUUGAGCAGGAACUGGUUGGUGGAGGUUGCCUGGUAUACCAGAGCUUCUCCGCUGCAGAUGAGGAAAUGGGCAACAGCCCAAAAUCUAUUCUUCAGAAAUGGAUUGAUGUUGUGAGCGAGGAGGUCGAUGGUGGCUAUGAAAUCCCUAUGUCUGGUGAGAAUAUGGGGCACUGUGGAACAGAGGAAAGUGGAGAAGUGGUAGAAGAAGGUACCUGGGUAGCAGUUUCAUGCCUGGCCUAGUAAGACAAGUGAAAUAGCAGAAUCGACGUUUGCAUUUUGUCUUUUAUUGUUGCUCGUGUGUUGUUGGUCUAGAGUCCGUCUCUACUCUCUAGUUAUUAGAAUAAGGGAAAGAAUAAGCCUUGGCUUCGUAGCUGAAGCAGUUCGUGCUUGCGUGUUAUUAGGAUAAUAAUAGCGGUGUUAUGUAUGUCGUCUAUUUGUACUUCUGAGUCGGUGGUUGUUCGAUGAGUUUAGUUUUUUGCGUGUCAUGUUCUUGUUAUAUGAAACGCGGAUGUCUUCUUCUA